This is a messenger RNA of Anoplophora glabripennis (Asian longhorned beetle), 3064 nucleotides long. Its product is annotated as fibroin heavy chain-like. Lineage: Eukaryota; Metazoa; Arthropoda; Insecta; Coleoptera; Cerambycidae. The record is from RefSeq and is a predicted model, not a curated record. The transcript has 3 exons. Bases 69 to 2993 code for a protein of 974 amino acids.
AUAAAAAGCAGGAGGCUGCUGGUCUAAGUAUCAUUUGUGUUUGGUGCUCUGUAGACUGACACACAAUAAUGAAAAUCUUCUUGUGUGUUGCCCUUUUGGCCAUCACCGCAGUUGCGGCAGCCAAAGACGUCAAAGGAGACGCUAAAGACAGCAAAAACAAACGCAGUUUGGGUCAUGAAUACCUAGGCUACGGCUCCCUAGGCAGCUACGGUGGCCUCGGCUACGGAUCCGCCUACGGAUCUGGCUACGGAUCAGCCUACGGAUCUGGCUACGGAUCUGGCUACGGAUCCUCCUACGGAUCUGGCUACGGAUCUUCCGGCUACGGAUCCUACGGUUACGGAUCCGGUUUGGGACUGAGCGGAUCAAGCUCCUACAGCGGCUUAUCCGGUCUGGGAAGCGGCGCAAUCGUCAUCGGUUCCGGCUCUGGACUCUACGGAAGCGGUCUCCACAGCGGCAGCGGUCUCUACUCCACCGGAUACAGCGGAUUGGGCAGCGGCUACGGCUACGGUUACGGUAGCGGAUACGGCGGAGCCCUGGGCUACUCCAACUUGGGAAGCUUGGGUUACUCUUCUGGUGUCGUCGGGGUCGCCCAAAACCAAGAAGUCGGCAGACAUACCGUCCAUACCAUUACCAACAAGGUCGCAGUGCCAGUAGCCCAACCUUACCCAGUCCCAGUCACCAAAACCGUGCAAGUGCCACAACCCUACCCUGUUCCAGUACAAAGGCCAGUCCCAUACCACGUUCGCGUCAACGUUCCAGUACCAGUAGAAAGGCCAGUUCCAGUAAACGUACCACAUCCAGUACCAGUACCAGUCCGUGUCAAUGUGCCAUACCCAGUAGACAAGCCUUAUCCAGUUACAGUCACCAGAACCGUCGCUGUCCCAGUCGAAAGACCAGUUCCUGUUAGAGUACCAGAACCAGUAGCUGUACCAGUAGCGCAACCUUAUCCAGUACCAGUCCAGAGACCAGUCCCAGUCCAAGUACCUGAACCAAUCCUUGUUAAAAUCCCAGAAAUCACCAGAGUCCACACCUCUUACACCACCCACACCGGUCCAGCCGUCGUUACUUCUGGAUCAGCUUUGACUGGCUACGGCGGAGUCGUCACCACAGGAUUGGGAUCUUCAGGUGUGAUCGCCAACGGAUUCGGCUCUGGGUUAGUCUCCAGCACAGUCGCUCCAACUGUUUCUGGGAUCACAGCGUCUCCCAUCUCCUCAGGAUACGUCGCCUCAGUCACUCCAGCACCUUUCAGUUCUGGAAUUGUAUCCACAGUUGCCCCAGCUGUCGGAUCAGCUGUCAUUUCCCAAGCCGUCCCAGUCAGCUCUGGGGUCAUCAACUCCGUAACCCCCUCCCCAAUUGUAUCUGGAGUCGUUGGUAGUUACGACUCUGGAUUAGUCUCCAGCGGUCUUGCCUCUAGCAGCCUUGGAUCUGGUUACAUCUCCAGUGGACUAGGAUCUGGUUACAUCUCCAGUGGACUAGGAUCCGGUAUCGUUUCCAGCGGACUGGGAUCAGGCGUCGUCUCCAGCGGCUACGGAAGUGGACACAGCUCCAGCUACAGUAACUUCGGAUCCGGCUACUCAAGCGGAUCAAACUUCCUAGGAUAUAAGAAAUGCUUCGCUUUAUUGAUGAUCGCUGUCAGCGCCAAGGACACGACUAAGGAAGAAAAAUCAAAACGUAGCCUACCCGGAGAAGCUAUCAUCGGAACAGGAUCUCUGGGUUUAAGCGGACUCAACUCUUACUCAUACGGAGCUGGUUUAUCUGGAGCGGGAGUAAUUGGCGCUGCUGACCUUGGUAGCACUGCGGUCAUUGGUUCCGGAUUGGGCAGCUCCGCCGUGAUUGGCUCAGCUUUGGGCAGCUCUGCUAUCAUUGGUUCCGGCUUAGCCAGCCCCGCAGUCGUCGUCGGUUCCGGCUCUGGACUCUACGGAAGCGGCCUCUACAGCGGCAGCGGUCUCUACUCCACCGGAUACAGCGGAUUGGGCAGCGGCUACGGCUACGGUUACGGUAGCGGAUACGGCGGAGGCCUGGGCUACUCCAACUUGGGAAGCUUGGGUUACUCUUCAGGUGUCGUCGGGGUCACCCAAAGCCAAGAAGUCGGCAGACACACUGUCCACACCGUUGCCAACAGGGUAGCAGUUCCAGUACCCCAACCCUACCCAGUCCCAGUUACCAAGACCGUGCAGGUGCCACAACCCUACGCCGUCCCUGUUUCCAGGCCAGUACCAGUACCAGUUCAAGUACGCGUUAAUGUCCCAGUAGAAAGGCCUGUUCCAGUAAACGUACCACACCCAGUACCAGUACCAGUCCGUGUCAAUGUGCCAUACCCAGUUGACAAACCUUACCCAGUCCAAGUUGUCAGAACCGUCCAAGUUCCAGUAGAAAGACCAGUACCAGUCAGAGUACCACAACCAGUAGCUGUGCCAGUUGCCCAACCUUAUCCAGUACCAGUCCAAAGACCAGUACCUGUUCAAGUUCCUGAACCAGUGGUCGUGAAAGUCCCAGAGCUCAUCAACGUGCACAAGACCAUCACUACCGGCCCUGCUGUAGUAGCCUCUGCCCCAGCUGUUGUAAACGGUGGUAUCUCCUCCGGAAUCGUCUCUGGUGGCAUCAUCUCCGGCGGAAUCGGAUCCGGAAUUAUCGCCAACUCCCUUGGCUCCGGCAUUCUGUCCUACCCUGGUGCUGGUAUCGUAAGUGGUGAUAUCCCCAUCAACGCUGGCGUCGUAUCCAGCGGACUCGACUCUGGUAUUCUGUCCAGCGGUCUCAGUUCUGGUAUCGUAUCUAGUGGACUGAGCUCUGGUAUUGUGUCCAGCGGUCUUAGUUCUGGUAUCGUAUCUAGUGGACUCAGCUCUGGCAUUCUGUCCAGCGGCCUUAACUCCGGUGUGAUCUCCCAUGGAGGACUUGUCCCAAGCGUUUACGGAUCUGGCCUCAUCUCCAGCGACUGGGUCGGCAAAUCCAUUUACAAGAGAAGCAACGACAAAGUAAACAAAGCUCAGAAGUAGAGAUAAAAAAUAUUAUGAACUUGAACGAGGUUUAUAUUGUUUGAUUAUUUUAAUAAAUUAUUAAAAUUAUG